This is a messenger RNA of Gallus gallus (chicken), 2854 nucleotides long. RefSeq names its product interleukin 22 receptor subunit alpha 2 (gene IL22RA2). The transcript has 4 exons. The record is from RefSeq and is a predicted model, not a curated record. Gene Ontology annotation, molecular function: protein binding; interleukin-22 receptor activity. NCBI's taxonomy places the organism in Eukaryota, Metazoa, Chordata, Aves, Galliformes, Phasianidae. Bases 1031 to 1555 code for a protein of 174 amino acids.
GCUCUCAGUCAUGGAGCUGCUCUCGUAAGCAUGAGGGGGAUCGGGCUUUCCUCCCUCUGCUUUCUGAUGCACCUGCUGCAGGACAAGAUAAGCAGUAAGUAAAGGUUUUCAAUUCUCUUCCUACCUGGGGAGGGGGGCUGGGUCUGCUCGUAAAGCUGGGUGAGUCAGGAAGUUUCUGGAUACAGAGGCUGGUUUCAAAAGUCCUGUCAUUUCCAAAUCAGUCUCAUUUUGUCUUUCAAAAUGCAGCUGAAAUGAGUGUGAUGUUCAUCGCAUUUACUUACAGUUCUGUUACCGGCUUCAGUUCAAUUUGCAGGAGUCUCUGGCUCUGAGAUAUACCACAGAUAAAACUGCAGGCAUAUAAAAUCAGCUGGUUCAGGAAAUCCAGAAACCUAUUAGGAUUAGGAUGCUUCAGAGAGAGUGUUAACUGAUUCUGUCACCUGUACCUGUCUCAGUUUGGAAACAGCUUACCUUGAAAGCUGUCAGGCAGCUUUUUUCCGGCAGUUCAGAUGGGAAAAGCGGUGAAUGUCAUACUAUUUUAUUAGGCAAGAACCAACAAACACAGCUGUGGUAACUAUUAAAACAUAGUUACCAUAUACUAUAUACCAUAGUUAAAAUAUAGUCCCUGCAGGCUAAGUCUGAGAUAGGAAGGACAGAGCACCUACCUUUAACUACUGGUGCAGCUGCGUCCUGCACGCUCUGGGAGCUGAUCGGAAGGGUUUGUCUGCUGGGGUGUCCACUGGGCAUCUUUAAUGGCAGUAAAUUCAAUUAUGAAAAAAAAAAACCAAAACCACCAACAUGAUUUGUUCCUUUCACAAUCCUGGCUGUGGUCUGUAACUUCCACAUCUGCUCACUGCAACACGGAAAGUUUGGAACACGAGACCCAGAUUUAACUUCCCUGCCAGCUGCUAGCCUGAAACCACACAAGCAGUGUGUGCCCGGAUGCAGAGGUGCCUGCCUGCAAGAAACACGCGCUGUCACUGCUCCUUACUAUUUGCAGCCAUUUUAGUCCUGGAAAAUCAAGACCUGCGAGAUGCAAUCAAGCCACAGGAGGUAUGGGCAGAGCAAGUGGCAUAACAAAGAAGAGUGCUGGGGGAUUCAGAGCCUUUUCUGCGACCUGACAGAGGAGACUUCUGACGCCUAUGAGCCCUACUAUGGCAGGGUGCAAGCUGCUUCGGACGGUGUCCACUCCAACUGGAGCCUCAGCUCCAGAUUCACUCCCUGGCGAGAAACUAUGAUAGGACCUCCAACAAUAAAGGUGCUUCACAGCAACAAGUUCAUAAUACUAAAGCUCCAGGCUCCACGUUCAGCAUAUAAAAGGAAGAGAGGCAGCAUGAUACCAAUGACAAAUUAUUACGAUCUUCUGUACCAAGUCUUCAUAAUUAACAACUUGCUAGAUGAGCAACACAGAGUGCUGGUGUAUGAAGGAAAAGACAAGGUGAUCAAAAUAGAAGAUCUGAGGCCGGGAGUCAGCUACUGCAUUGUGGCUAGAACAUCAGUGCUGGUGCUGGGCCGCAGCAGUGCCUACAGCAGCAGGCAGUGCACCGUGCUGCUGUGACCAGGCGGAUGCCGCUACAGGCCAGAGCCAGAGAGGAUGCAGCAAAGUGACAGCCACCCCCUCCCCAAAAGAAGGUGACAUAUGGCAGGAACACUGCUGUCCCACAGACUAUCGUUUGCCAGAGUUCUUGCAUCUUCUCGGCUCGUUACACUCCAGAUGAGAAUGAUACGCCCAAAAAGGUUAGAAGAAUGGUGUGGAUAGUUACUUGCAUGCUGUCAGAGUGCUCAGAAAUGCCUCCUUCUUCCCUUUCUUCAAAUAGUUAUGCACAAUAUUGUUUCAUCGGUUUUUACUGCUGUCAAGCAAUUAUUAACCAGGAAAAUGAGUGGUCUCCAGCUUUGUUAACAAGCAGUUCUGCUGCAACUUCUCUAGGGAUUUACCCAAUAUGUUUAAUCCAAAUGUACCCAUCCUCACUUAAUGGCCAUUAUUUAGGUGUUAUGUGUUUAAAAAUGAGUAAUUUACCAAAUUUCAUGAGUUUCCAUGAGCCAGAAUGCAAGAGUUAUUUCAAUUAGAUGGUCUGAAUAGUCUGUUUACUCACCUCAAUCACUGUAUUAUAUUCAUGUAUCACUUGCUCAGCAGAAAGAUUUGUUAUUCAUCCUGCCUUGCAGGUGCCAAGGUGCACAUAAGGGCAUCUGUGACAUUGGCCAUAGCAAGCUUAAGUUUGGGUCCUUUCUGAGGGGGGAAACCAGGAAGUCUUCAGAGUUUGAGCCCGUGCUCCUGGGUGCAUCCUGGCUAUAGCACAACUGCAACAGAUUUUCCUUCUUCUGCUUCAUAGUGUGAUGCAUAAUGUUAGUAUCUUGAGAUACAGUCAAUGGUUCAAGCUAAGGAGCUUGUUUCUAGGUGAUUUCCCUACACUGAUGAAGAGCUUUCCCUGUACUGUACAAGGCUGAAAGCUCAGGUAAGAGCAGAACAGCCUACAGAGGUACAGGCAGAGGUGCGGGCAGAGGGCAUGCAUUGCAUCUUCAGUUGAAGUCCACAACAUGCAGCUUAAACAUGCACUGCAGCAGCAGUUCUUUCUCUUCCCAGUCACUGCGAUAAUGGUGGAGGCUGCCUCCUGUUACAGGCCCAGCUAUAAACUGACAUCUGGGGUCUAGAAUAUGGCUGGACUACAUAUAUGGAUGCUUCUUAAAUUAAACCUUGCUGCAUUAAAUAAUUAAUGCAUCACAAUCAUUUUAUGUUACACAAAUGCCACGGAUUUUUUGUUUGCCCUAUAGCACAAUUUAAGACAAUAUGUAUCUGCAUUUACAGAGCAAAGAGCCUUGUAUUGUAAUAAAAAAAAUGUGAAAAGCACUUGUGAAAAUA